Messenger RNA from Trichobilharzia regenti, 4954 nucleotides. The record is from the annotation of a GenBank genome assembly. Lineage: Eukaryota; Metazoa; Platyhelminthes; Trematoda; Strigeidida; Schistosomatidae.
UCACAUUUCUGCUUGUCAUCGUUUUUUCGAAUCUCUUUUUUGUUCUCUUUUAUUUUCCUUUGUGUGUUAGAUGGAGUGUGACAAGUUGAACUGCUGUACUUCUGUGCAAAGUUCUAUGUUGAAGCCAGUCAGUCAUUAUAAUAGUUCAUACCGAAUUAAUAGUUAUAGGGAUUGGACUUAAGGGAUAUCAAAACCCUAGUUCCAAGUCAAUAGUUUCACCAUUUCUCUCCUCCUUUUGGUGUUCUUCUAACUAACGUCUAAGUUCUAGUUACCAGCCUUCGAAUACUUACAAUUAAAAGGAGUGAAGGGAAAUGUUAGGGCAUCACAUUAAAAUGUAGUUCAGUGGCUUAAGAGCCAAAUUUUCAACCAAUGGGUUAUGGGUUCGAAUCCCUCUCCACUUAUUUCAUUCUGGUAACUGGCUAGUAUCGCCAACUCCUCUUCUUUUAUAAACUGGGAUGACCAACGACCCAUAUCAUUCCUAUAGCACUACAUCGGAAUCCCGUACACUGGCUAGUAUUUUAGGUAACGUCAGUAAUUCGCCACCGUAAUCCUUAGUGACCUUUAGAGUCAUACCAUCAGAUUCAGCCGCUACGCUUCGUUUUAGGUCAGAAGUAACUACUGACACCUCAGCUACAGUCGGAAGACUCUGGUUUACACCCCAACUAGAGAGUGGUUUGAUGGUGUGAAGAUGUACGGUAAAUGUUGCUAGGAUCCUAUUAACUCGAGCAGUAGUCACAAUGCAGAUGUAAGUCGGCUGAACUGCUUCCCGUAGUCUUCCGCCCAAUGUUUUAGUUGUCUCUCCUGAGAAGUUUCUAAAACCCCAUCCUUCUUGGAUAUGAUUUCGGUUACUACAAUUUUCCGGAGAGUAUGUUUCUCAGGCAAGCCUGAUUAAUUCAUGGAAAGGUAUUAUAGAUAACGGUUAUCGAAUGGUGACUUCUGACUGCCACCAUAUCCUUAUUAAACGCAGCCCAUCACACAACUUCUUAAACGGUGUGAGGAACUUACGCUAUGCUUGUAACUGUCUUUAGUCAGCUGUCAGUAUGGCAGUGGAAUUGAUGAGUCUUCGUGAAAACUUUUAUAUUGAUUUAUCAAACAGUCAAUUUGCUGAUUCAAACUCUAUGUAGAUUUAAAUUUCCGUUUCACCUACCGUUAAUGCAUUCUCCAUGUUGUUAGUAUGUGUUUGUCUUCCUUGAAGCGUUUAUUUUUCACUAAAAUGGUGAUGAUAAUAAUGAUAAAAUGCAUAUUAGAAGUCAUAUGCAGAUUUAUGUACUAGACUUUAAAGUAUAUCUGACAUAUAAAGACAGAUGAUGCUGUCUGUACUGUGCAAAAAGUCCAAUUGGAUUAGAUUGGUUCAAACUCGAGGUCCAAUAACUGCUAUCUUUCAACUUCAAUAUGAAGUCAAUGCUACUAUACGGAUCAAAGACUUGGCGCGUCACGAAGGGCACUUCAUCAACAACUGUAUUCGCUCUAUGCUACUCAAGAUCAGAUGGCUAGAAAAUAUCAGCAACAGGGAUCUCCGGGAACGAACCAACCAGGAACCAAUUGUGCAACGAAUAAUCAGGAAGAAAUAGAGGUGGAUUGGCCAUACUCUGUGAAAACCAUCAAAUGAUAUUACACGCCAGGCACUAGGAACUAAAGAAGACAAAUAAUAGAUAGUUUUAUUGCGGAAUUUUUGGAGAGAACAGAACUAUUUAUCACACUUAAAUAACACCAGAAAGAAAAUAAACAACAGACAUCAUACAAGUGUGUACACUGAUUUAUCAGCCCAACUGUGGACAAGAAGAAAUCGGCAAUAGAGAAAGAGAGAGAGAGAUAGAAAGGCGAAAAAAAGAUGACAGUUGACUAUUUAUCUUGUGGGACAUGUUUUGUUACAUUUCGUCUCUCUGAUAUCAGUAUGUUUAUUGAGCAUAAAAAAGCAAGUUGUCUUACAGAAUCCAGUCAUCCUUCGAACAAGCGUAAACGACAAUCAUCAACUCUGUCAUUGACAACACCGGCAAAACCUCUACUACCUUGUAAUUCUCCACCAUUGAGUGAUAUUACAAAUAAGAAUAUUAAUGGAUGUAAUGAAGACCACAAUGCUAAUACUGCUGCUAAUAAUAAUAACGAUAAUAAACACGAAUCAGAGAAUGAUGUAUUUACCGGAAUUUUAAAAUGUGUCCAGUGUUUACGUCAGUUUACUACACCUUGGCGGUUUUUAAUGCAUAUACAAAUUGAACAUCAGUUAAUAUUUGUUAGUUCUUGUGGAACAUCACUUUCUUCUUCUUCGGAUGAUGAUGAUGAUGAUGAUGAUGAUGAGGAAGUGACGGAAGAAGAAGUAGGCGAAGAACAUCAGCAACAACGACAAGAAGAAGGAGAACAACAACAGCGGAUGAAAUUAUCAUGUUCUGAUUCUGAAGAGUUGAGUGAUGAUGAUGUUGAUGUCAUAUUGGAACAUACUGGUGAAGAUGAAUUUUCAAAGGAGGCAAACAAUUGUAAUUCCAAUCCAGUGACAACGAUAGCAGCAACAACAACAGCAACGACUGCUGUUCAUGAGAUGAGUAAUGUUAAUAUGACUACUACAACUACGACCGCUACUACUAAUCCUGCUAUCAGUAGUCAUAACAGCGAUAAUAAUAAUGACAGUCUUAGUAUUACUACUAGUCGUGUAGAUACCUCCAGCAGCGCCCAGACUAACAGUGCAUCAACACAAACACAUUUAAUUGGAAUUAAACAACAACAACACCAACGUUAUAUCCCUCAUCGUAAGCGUAAAUACUUCAAUUGUUGUAUGAAUGAACCAACUAUCCCAUGCAGAAAGUUAACUAAUCUAACGUGUACCAGCUUAAAAGAAGUAGUUGUCCAGCGUUUACCAUCAUCAUGUUGUACAAAUUUGUCAACCGAUAUCUGUCCAUAUAGUAGUAAUCCGAUCAUGAAUAGUAACAAUAAUAAUAAUUCAUUGAAUUCAAAUGUUUUUGUCAGUGAUUAUUGUUGUACACGAUCAAUUGUCUGUAAACCGACAAGUUGUACCAAUGGGUUGAUGAAUACAGGCGGCGGCGGCGGCGAAGAAGAAGAAGUACUAGCCGGGAAUACAUCGAGUUGUACUGGGACAGCUGUAGUCAGUUGUUGUAUGCGUAAAGUUGUCUGCUGUAAUAAUACCACGUCGACAUCUUUACCAGUUUAUUGUAGUCAAGUGAGUAAAGAGGGAAAUUCAACUACCACUACUACUAAUAAUGACAAUAGUAAUAGUAAUACUGGUAAUUCUGGUCUUAAAACAACACCACUAAAUAAAAUGUUAACCUGUUGUCCUUGUUCACCGAAAAAGCUGAUCACUAGUCAAUCGUGUGAAGUACAGACUGAUUUUGAUCCAGAAUUCAGUUAUUCAGAUUAUGCAGAUUUAGCAAUGCUGUUAGCAGCAACACCAACGCCGACACCAUCAAGUCCAUCUCAGGAAACACCACCACUCCCACCACCACUACCACCAACUACAACAACACCAAUUUCACCAUCAGGAUUAUCACCUUUCCAAUCCUUCUCCUCAGCAUCAUCGUUGUCGUCGUCAUCAUCAUCAGAGAUCCAUCAAAAAAACGAGUUGUAUGAAAAUUUUCAAACAGAAUCAAUGGCUGAUAUACUUAAACGAUAUAGUGAUACUUGUAGACAGGAUGAUAAGCACACGGCUGUCCAGAAUAAUAAUACUAAUCCUAUGAAUUCAGAUAAUAAUGAUAAUGGCAAUCAUUCAGUCACACUAACUGGUCUUUCAUCUAGCCUAGAUUUAGAUCUUCGAACGGAACCGAUUUCCGCCUCCUCUUCUUCCUCUUCGUCGUCGUCGAAUAUUAUAGUCUCUUCUAAGGAUCAUCAACAGAGGAGUACAUCCCUGGAGAAUUUAACUGUACAAUGGCCUAAAAUUGUACAAACAAAUGCUGUCACUUAUCCCAAUAAUAAUAAUAAUAACAGUAUUAAUAAUAGCAAUAGUAAUAAUAAUAAUAAUGAUACUGUCAAUAGGUAUUAUUCUGAUCCUUCUCAACGACAACCGACGCUGCCACUGGCGCCACCAGCACCACCACAACCAAGACGUUAUAUAUGCCGUGAAUGCGGUACAUCAUUUCGUCAAAAUGUACACUUACGUAAGCAUAUUAUGGUACAACAUACUAAAGAAAAGCCUUAUCGUUGUACCUACUGUGAUUAUACAACUGUAGAGAAAAGUCAUUUAACUGUACAUAUACGUAUACAUACUGGAGAAAGACCGUAUAGCUGUAGGGAGUGUGGUUAUUCAUCAGCACAGAAUUGUACACUGAAAUCACAUUAUCUACGAAAGCAUCCUAAUAAUUUGAUUGAGUGUCAUUAUUGUUCUGAAUUAUUUUUCACUGAACUUGAAUUAUCUAAACAUCAUCGGAUAUGUCGGCUAUCACAACGGUGAUUUUGAUAUGUUAUUUACCACUAUUAUUAUUAUUAUUGUUAUUAUUAUUUAUUAUUGUGAAUAGUUACUCCGGUGUGUUGAUAAAGUACAUUGUCACAAACGUGUAAACAGCGCAGAGACUACUUAUUUUGUAUAGUUGUAUAGAUUUAUUUUUAGGUUAUUUGUUACUGUCAUUAUUAUUAUUGUUAUUAUGGUCGACUGUGAUUGUGGUAGUCGUUACCUGCUCCCUUUCUCACUACUUAAAUAAAAAUACCUACCACGGCGAAUUUUCACUGACUGACUGACAAUGAUUUCUUUCGUCUUUGCCAGCUAGCUAGUGAUACGUAAACUGCUAUUACAAAUUUUAAGGGGGUAGGUUCACUUGUAUUUAACGAAUCCGUGUGAUUGGAUUGAUUCAUCGUUGUUGCCUUUUUUUCUUUCUUUUCUACUAUUGAUCCUGAUCUUUUUUUCUUUUUGUUUUUUGAAUAAAUAAAUGAACUGCUCAUGCUAUUAUUAUUAUUAUUAUUAGACUUUUUUGUGUUCUCUGUGAGUUGGUUAACCUGAUUGUAGUACAAAGCCGCC